AUGCCAGGUCACCCCGUGUCGCCCUCUGAGGCGCCACGUGUGCAGGCUGACGUGGCAGCCCUGCUGGCGCUCAUCCGCCAGUCGGACGCCGUCUUCCUCCUCACCGACACAAGAGAGAGCCGCUGGCUGCCCACCCUUUUGUGCGCGGCCGAGGGAAAGGUGGCCAUCAAUGCUGCUCUCGGCUUCGACUCCUUCCUUGUCAUGCGCCACGGGGCGCCACCACUGCCUGUGCAUGCCACGUCAGCACCAACAGCAUCCGAGUCAGCACCAGCAGCGUCUGAGUCAGCGCCAGAGAAGUCUGAGUCAGUGCCAGCAGCAUCUGAGUCAGCGCCAGCAGCGUCUGAAUCUGCGCCAUCCAAACGCCUCGGCUGCUACUUUUGCAAUGAUGUUGUUGCCCCUCUCAAUUCCACGGCUCAUCGCACGCUAGACCAGCAGUGCACAGUCACUCGCCCCGGGCUGGCAGCCAUAGCGGGGGCUCUGGCAGUGGAGCUGUUGGUGGGUCUGCUGCACCAUCCCAUGGGAAUCGCAGCACCAGCAGAAGACACCAGUGCUGAUGGGGUUUCUGCCUCUGCUUCUUCCCACCUCUGCUCGCCUCUGGGUCCACUGCCUCACCAGCUGCGCGGCUUCCUCUCCUUCUUCUCCCAGCUGCCCAUCACUGGCUUCGCCUUCCACCAGUGCACCGCCUGCUCCCAUACAGUGGUUUCAGCAUACAGGGAGCGUGGUUUUGCGUUCCUUAUGGGCGCGUUUAACGAUCCCACGUAUUUAGAGAGGAUCACAGGCUUGGAUAAGCUGCACGCCGCCACUGUAGAGAUUGAGGUCGAUUGGGACGAUAGUGAGGAUGACAAUAGUGAGGACUUCGGGGAAUUAGUGAGUGAAUGA
This is a messenger RNA of Closterium sp. NIES-65, 879 nucleotides long. The record is from the annotation of a GenBank genome assembly. NCBI's taxonomy places the organism in Eukaryota, Viridiplantae, Streptophyta, Zygnematophyceae, Desmidiales, Closteriaceae.